CGGCAGCAGCAGCAGCUUUUCACUGAGGAGAUCCAGCGAUUUUUUUGGAUAAUAGACCCGUUUAUUCUUUAAUAUUUACUGUUUUAUUAACUGUAUUGUGUUUUAAUUAUUAUAUUAUUGUUAUAUUACUUGUAUUUUCUGUUAUUAAUCACACAUAUUUUGUUUUUCAGGUGUCGAAACCGGUGUGGGUAUACUGACACCCCGCGGUCAGACAUGGAGUUUUGGCGGAGUGAAGACUAUCUUCUGGAGGGGGCUUCCGGUGGGUCAGGAGACCAGUUCAUCCUCCUGCCUUUUUGCGGCACUGCGGAGCUGAGGGACUCCUGUCUGCAGUGGCAGGGUGAGGGUCCAGACCCCUGGAUGGAGCUCAGGAGGGUUCAGCACGAGUUCCUCGAGGGGAAGUUGAGGGCCCUCAUCCAGAAGGUGGAGUCUCACUGCGCAUGCAACCCCCCCAUUCUCCUGCCUUUUUGCGGCACUGAGGAGCUGAGGGACACCUGUCUGCAGUGGCAGGGUGAGGGUCCAGACCCCUGGAAGGAGCUCAGGAGGGUUCAGCACGAGUUCCUCGAGGGGAAGUUGAGGGCCUUCAUCGAGAAGCUUUCCUCGCCCAGGCGGCAUGGUGGGAGAGUCCUGGUGCCAGUAAUGGAGGCAGCCCCCGCCCACAGGCUGGACUCUACUAAGCCUGAUGUCCCAGGUCCAGUUGCACAGGCUUUGUGUGACUCGGACCACGUGGAGGACAAUGGCAGAGAGAAGAUGUUGGAGCCACCUCCUAAAAUACAGUGCCAAGAAGCUCCAGCUCCAGAACUCACCACCACCUCUCAUCCACAGCCAUCCAGCCAGGGAGACACUGCACCAUCACUUACCACUAACACAAAGAGCAGAUCCCUCAAACUCCUUGCCACUAACUUAAAGACCUCCAUUGUGUGUCGUUCCAGGUCUUCUCGCCGCGUCCUGGUGCAGGUUCUAGAGGCGGAACCAACUCACAGGCUGGACCUUCAGGGCACAAAGCCUGAAUUGGAGCCAGUGCCAGCUGCACAGGACGAGGACGACCUGGAGGUCCUGGAGGUGGAGGAUCACAGGCCGGGCUGUGAUGAGCGAAGGGAGACAGCUCCGAAAAGAAAGACAGGAUGGCUACAGCACCUGCUCAGCUGCUUCAGGUGGACAGCAAGAAAGAGCUGAAAAGGUGGUCUGUAGAGGAUCUGGCUGUAGAGCUCUUAAACACUAUGCACACAUACAUACCUACAUACAUACCUACAUAUAUACAUACAUUUAAUAGUGUAAUAGAAUUUAAUAGUGGUAUGGAGGUCAUGGGUAAUAUUCUGUGAUAUCCUAUGUCGUGAGCUUGGAGGGGGGUGAGUCUGGGAUGCCAGAUUUCACUGCUGAGUCUUCCUGAGGUGUUCAGCGUAACGCUUAUGAAGGGAGGUACUCAGCGGAUGACCCCUGUGAAGAGCUUGAGGCGUAGUGAAGGAUCAGUGUAGGAGAAGUGAAGGGUGGGUGUUUCGUGUUUGGGAUAAAUGCUGCUGAUUGGAUGGUAAAUGGCCACAGCAGCGUAGUUGAUAGGUGUAUGAGUUUAUGGUUCUCAUGUAGUGUAAUAUAAGUGAGUAAGAGUAGAGUAUAGGGGAAGUGAAUGGGCGGGGCUGUAGAUUUAACCACAGUUGCAUUAGUUACAUAGAUACAGAGAUAGGAGAAGGAUUCACAUAGAAAAACACAAACACUCAUACAUACACAAACACACACAAACACACAUACACAAACACACUAAUACACUCACACACACACAAUUUCAAACAAACACACAUAUAUACACACAUGCACAUGCGUACACACACAUACAUUUACAAAGACACAUUAAUACACACACAGUUUCAAACACAUACAUACACAAACACACACAAUUUCAAAUACACAUACACAACUGUUUUUGUCUUUAUAUGCAUGUAUGUAUGCAUGUGUGUAUGUAUGUCAGUAUGUGUGUAUGUGUUUUUGUAUAUGUAUGUGUGUGUAUGCGUGUGUGUGUAUGUGUAUGUAUGUGUGUUUAUUUAUGUGUGUGCAUGUAUGUACAUGUGUGUUUAAAAUUGUGUGUGUAUGUGUUUGUAUGUAUGUGUGUGUGUGUGUGUGUAUGUAUGUAUGUGUUUAUGUGUGUUGUUCUAUGUAUGUUCAUGUGUAUGUAUGAAUGCAUAUAUGUAUGUGUGUGUGUCUGUUUGUGUGUAUGUGUGUUAGGGCUGCAACCAAUGAUUAUUUUGGUAGUUGACUAAUCUGAUGAUAAUUUUGUCAAUUAGCCGAUUAGUCAGCGAUUAUUUCCGCCAUGUUCUCCAUCUCUAAAAACAACAGAAAAACAGCUAAACACGAGAUUUAAAAGGCAUUUAAAUGUCCAGAUGUUUAAAUGUGUAAAGUACUGAUAUUUAGAGAGUAAAUCUUUAAUAUGUUGUGUUCAGGCACUUUUGGAGACACAGACUAAGUUGAGUGUAAACUGUAAAUGAAACAUUUACCCAUAUCCCAUUGUGCUUCUGUCCCCAGCACUUGGUGUAAUGCAGUACUGUUACAAAUUAACGAUUAGUGGACAAUUAAAUUUGUAGUCGACAAAUUUAAAGAAUCGACAUUUGAUUAUAUCGACUAAUUGUUGCAGCCCUAGCAUGUGUAUGUGUGUAUGUGUGUGUGUGAAUGUGUGUUCUCCAUGGAUCGCCACCUUGACGUUGGUGGAGAACCUUGUGUGUUCCAGUGAACCUGAGAGCGAUGCCGUCUGGAACUAAGGUUCCUGGUAGGGUCACCCAUGGCGGUAAACUCGAGGGGGAGGUUCCAGACAAAGUGCGAUCUCAUAUGUGCAUGUGUGUAUGUAUGUAUGUUUAUGUUUGUGUGUAAAUAUGUGUGUUUGUGUAUGUAUGUGCAUGUGUGUGUACGUAUAUGUGUGUGUGUUUGAAAUUGUGUGUGUAUGCAUGUGUGCUUGUACAACAUGUUUGUUAUAUGUAUGUGUGUCUGUGCAGGUGUGUUUUUUGUGUAUGUGUGUUUGUAUAUGUACAUGCAUGUGUUUGUAUGUAUGUAUUUGUGUGUUUGUAUGUGUGUAUUUGUGUCUAAGUGUGUGUGUGUGUGUUUUUGUAUCUAUAUGUGUAUGUGCAUGUGCGUGUGUGUGUGUAUGUGUGUAUGAAUGUGUGUUCUCCAUGGAUCGCCACCUUGCCGCUGGUGGAGAAUCUUGUGUGUUCCAGUGAACCUGAGAGCAAUGCCGUCUGGAACUUAGGUUCCUGGUAGGGUCACCCAUGGCGGUAAACUCGAGGGGGAGGUUCCAGACAAAGUGCGAUCUGAAGAAGGCUUCAGUGGAAGGCAGAGGAUGAUGGGUGCGUCACAAGGGCUGGAAAGGUGGAUGAAGGCUUCAACAGGAAUGGGUCUCCAGUCGUCUUGGUCUCCAUGCUACUGGGCCCUGACCCAAAUUAUUGAUGUGUUUGUGUUUGUAUGUACGUGUGUGUGUAUGUGCAUGUGUUUGUGUAUGUACAGCAGUAUGAAAAAGUUUGGGGACCCCUGAUUAUUUUCAUGUUUUUUUUUUUGGUUGUUGGGAUUAGCAAUUUCAGUUAAAUAGAUCAUAUAACGCAUAAGAUGAACACAGUGAUAUUUGAGAAGUGAAAUGAAGUUUACAGGAUUAACUGAAAGUGUGCAAUAAUUAUUUAAACAAAAUUAGGCAGGUGCAUAAAUUUGGGCCCCCUUGUUGUUUUAUUGAUUUGAAUACCUUUAGCACAGGGGUGUCCAAACUUUUUUUGUUGGGGGCCAGAAGGAGAAAUAUAUUUGAAGUCAUGGGCCACACACUGUAAUAAAACAAAUAAUGAAAUAUACCACUUUAAAUAAUGCUUUUUUUAAAUAACACCCUCUCCGCUUUUAGACUCUUUUGCCCCGUUUUUCAGCGCUAGCAAUGCGCACCCUCUCCGCUACUAGACUCUUUUGGACCGUUUUUCUGUGCUAGAAAUGCGCACUCUGUCCGCUUUUAGACUCUUUUGCCCCGUUUUUCUGAGCUAGAAAUGCGCAGAUUAUAAAAACCUGCUUAACAGCGGGCCAGGUCUCAUUCUAUUUCUAAAAUACCUCGCAGGCCACUCCAAAACAGGAAAUGGGCCUCAUAUGGCCCGCGGGCCGUAGUUUGGACACCCCUGCUUUAGCAGUAAUUAUUGGAACACAGAAUUUGUUUGAAAAGCUCAUUGACCUAAUCUCUCUCUCUCUCUCAUAUGGCAACUUUGUACAGAGAGCAUACUUAGCUUUUGUAUGAUUUCAGCAAUAAAUAUCAGUAAAUGAAUGCAUAAAAUAUAUAACUAAUAACAUUUUAAUGCCAGUUUGAAAAUAAGACUUCUCUUGGGAGACUAGUGCUGCAGUUCAGGCAAAUCCCAGGAAAGCAGACAGAGAAGAUUAAUGAUUUUUUUUUUCUAAAGUCCAAAAAUUAAAUGUGUGUAGUUUAAUGUAUUAAAGGUGCCAGAGGUUUGUUUAUGACUAACCAAUCUGGUUAGUUUCCUAACCAUAACUUGUCAAUUGUGGAGAUGAAUCCAGUGACAUAAGUGCUACACACUGGUUUAGGUUGUUGGCUGGUGUGGCCAUGCUUCACCACCAUGAUACAGUGCUAAAGAACCAGAUACUGUAGCAAUUCAGCAGCUCUAAAUCUACAAUGCAAACCUGACAUACAUAAUGCCCUUACAUUAGAUAAGAAAAUAUACAUUUCAUCCAGUCCUUCAGGAUGU
Molecule: messenger RNA, 4700 nt
Organism: Astyanax mexicanus (Mexican tetra)
Lineage: Eukaryota; Metazoa; Chordata; Actinopteri; Characiformes; Acestrorhamphidae
Exons: 10
Coding region: 214-1173 (319 amino acids)
Source: RefSeq, a predicted model, not a curated record